AUGACGGGAGAAUCUGGAUUUAGAGUGAUGCUUGUAGUGAGUGGUCCCAUGGUAGAUAUAUAUAUGGAAGAUGCAACGCCUGUAAUUGCAUCAUGCACAAUUCCAACUGAUCAUAGUGAGAGACAAUUUCUUGAAGCCACUAGCUAUAAUGUAUCCCCAAUUGGUCUUCCGCGAAGUGUUUCGUCAACGUCUUCAUUUCCUCCAAGAAAUGAACAUCGGGAUUCUUUCCAACAAAUUGAUGACAUUCUUUGCGAGGAUCAGCUUUUUGACAGCCUAAAUGAUUUCAAAGAUGCACUCGUUUUGUUUGGUCUUCGUAAUCAUUUUCGGUUCAAGUACUUGGACAAUAGUAGAAAAUAUUAUAGAGUUGUGUGUGAGGUUAAUAAUUGUCCAUGGAAAUUGUCAGCUGGUUGUGAAGGAAGUGGUGGUAUAGUGAGAAUCAAGCAAUUUAAUAAUGUUCACACUCACACUGCUCAAGACAUUUCAGAUUAUAAACCCAUUUUUUGGUCGAAGGAAAUAGGUCGAGCUAUUGUGAACAAGGUUAGGGACAAUCCUAAAUGCACCCCUAAGACUAUUUCCAAAGACAUAGACGGUGAAUUUUCUGCUAAAAUGACUUACAUGCAAUCGUGGAGAGCUAAGGAGUGUGCACGUCAUAUGAUUGAGGAAAAUCCUGAGGAUAGCUAUAUUUUAGUCCCGUGGUUGUGUGAACGAAUAACAGAAUAUAUUCCAGGGACAAUUACAUCGUGGGAGUGCACGGAUGAUAGGAGAUUUAAGCGAGUGUUUGUAGCUUAUGGGUGCUCCAUACAAGGUUUCAUCAAUUAUUGUAGGCCCAUGUUAGCAAUCGAUGCUUGCCACUUAAGUGGCAAUUAUAAAGGAACAAUGCUUGGUGCAACGAGGUUCGAUGCGAAUGAUGGCUUGUGGCCUUUGGCAUAUGCUGUUGUUUCUUCUAAGAAUGAUGAUGAUUGA
Messenger RNA from Cornus florida, 963 nucleotides. RefSeq lists its product as uncharacterized. The coding region runs from base 1 to 963 and encodes 320 amino acids. The transcript has 2 exons. The record is from RefSeq and is a predicted model, not a curated record. Lineage: Eukaryota; Viridiplantae; Streptophyta; Magnoliopsida; Cornales; Cornaceae.